This is a messenger RNA of Wasmannia auropunctata (little fire ant), 657 nucleotides long. RefSeq names its product thioredoxin, mitochondrial. The record is from RefSeq and is a predicted model, not a curated record. The coding region runs from base 25 to 459 and encodes 144 amino acids. Gene Ontology annotation, cellular component: cytoplasm. The transcript has a single exon. Gene Ontology annotation, molecular function: oxidoreductase activity. Lineage: Eukaryota; Metazoa; Arthropoda; Insecta; Hymenoptera; Formicidae.
AGAAAGAACAAAAAAAGUUGAACGAUGUUGUGCGGCAUAAGAAACUGCAUGCCAUCCGUGGUGAGACGUAUCUCAUUGUUUCGCCAGAACAACAAGCGGUACCAGAUAAAUAACAACAGCGAGUUCGUGAACAAGGUCAUGAACGGCGCGGUGCCGGUUAUAGUCAAUUUCCACGCGGAGUGGUGCAACCCGUGCAGGAUACUGACGCCCAAGCUGAUAGAGCUCAUAGAGCCUAUGGACAAGGUGGACCUGGCCAUAGUCGACGUGGAGACGAAUCCCGAGCUGGUGCACGUAUUCGAGGUGAAGGCCGUGCCCGCGGUGAUAGCGAUCUCGAACGGCCUAGUCGUGGACAAGUUCAUCGGUUUAGUCAACAACGAGAUGAUAGAGAGUUUAAUACAAAAGCUGACGCACGAAGGACCACUAGCCAACGACGCGGAGGGCAACGACACCAAAUCGUAGUCGUGUGACGGCAUAUGGUAUAAAUUAUGUAAAUGCACCACUUUUUACGCUUCCAUUUCUCUCUAUCGACUAAAUGUAUUUUCAUACUUGUAGAGAGAAUGUAACACUUGAAGCUAUUUCGUCCAAGAAUUAUGGCCUUUUUUUAUCUAAUCAUACUCAGAUAAGCAUCGUAGAUAAAAAAAAUUUUAGAUAUAAAUA